AUGACUAGUGAGCAGCUGUUAGUCCGAAACAGAGGGCAGUAUCGUGGCACAAACACGAGACAGCUCAGUGCUAGAGAAGUAGGCAGAUUCAACGACCUGAACCCAGAGGAGCCCAUGACAGUGUGGUCAGUACACUCUGGUGACGAUAUCCCCGAAAUGUGCAGAAUUCCUCAACUAGAAGUUCCCACUCAACUACCACUGAGUUUAAGAAUCAAGGCACCAUCCCAGCCGAGUCCGAGUUACUCAUCGGUUGAUAAAAUCUUGAGAUGGGCUGAAGCUGUGAAUUACAGUAUGUGUGAAGUUGACAUAGUGGUUGGCAGAAGCUUGAUAAAAAAGUUGUGUCAGACUCCCUACAAUAGAAGACAGGGGUGGAAGGUUAAUCUAUACAGAUACAACAACACCCUGUACCUUGAAAGUGCCGAUAAACCCUAUGUUUCUUGGCCAGGUAAUGAACGGUACGCAGACUGGGGUAAAGUAUUCGAGGACGUGAUGAGGACGGGAGGGAGAAGAACGUCCGGAUACGCUUGCGAGGAUUUGGAUGUCAGGAUGCCACGACUUGUCCAACUAGGAUCUCUGAAGCUGCUAACCAACUCCAGUAUCGGCUGUCAAUUACCCGGGGAUCACCAGGAUGUCCUGGAGAACUACGUAGAGUUUAAAACAGCAAUAAGUGAGACAGAUAAGCAACGUGUAAAUUUCAAAAAAUUCAAAUCCAGGAAUAUUUGGGCUCAUUGUGCUCCUAUUGGAAUAGACACGGUCUACAUUGGAUACAGAACAGAAGAAGGAGACCUCAAAGAAAUACAGAAAUUCACGAUGAAAGAUCUGGAGGAGAUUGGAACAAACGAGUGGAAACCGGAAUGCAUGCUAUCCUUCCUAGAGGAGCUGCUGUGUUGGGUGCAAGAUAAAACAUGUAAUGGUAUGACGUAUAGUCUCACUUAUGAUGGUCAGGUAUUUAAUGAUCCUGUCAUGAGACUUGUUGCUUGGGAGCAAAAUGAUUUGGUGAGGAUUGUGAAGGCGAGUUUUCCAGAGGAGUAA
Messenger RNA from Bolinopsis microptera, 1032 nucleotides. RefSeq lists its product as uncharacterized. The record is from RefSeq and is a predicted model, not a curated record. Gene Ontology annotation, cellular component: nucleus; cytosol. Gene Ontology annotation, biological process: NAD-cap decapping; nuclear-transcribed mRNA catabolic process. Gene Ontology annotation, molecular function: mRNA 5'-diphosphatase activity. Bases 1 to 1032 code for a protein of 343 amino acids. The transcript has a single exon. NCBI's taxonomy places the organism in Eukaryota, Metazoa, Ctenophora, Tentaculata, Lobata, Bolinopsidae.